Molecule: messenger RNA, 954 nt
Organism: Symbiodinium pilosum
Lineage: Eukaryota; Dinophyceae; Suessiales; Symbiodiniaceae
Source: the annotation of a GenBank genome assembly
AUGCUGGCCAUGAAGAGAAGGAGGGUCCAAAGCCUCAACACGCCGGAAAAGCUGGCCCAGAAGUUCCACAGCAGAGCUGAUAAGAGUGGCGUGUUGCAGAGGUUUGCUAGGAAAGCCCGCAUCUGCGACAAGAGGCAAGCGCGAAGAUAUGCAUUCCACGUGGCUUCGUGGUUUGCAUGUGCCCCGCCAUAUUACAUUCCCGGAACGAUGGAAAUGGGCCUGUUGCAAAAGUUUUUGUCCAAGCUGGGGAGCGGGCAGUUGCCAUGUCGGCUCCUAAAAGUUUUGCCCAGAGCACAAGCUGCACUUGAACGCAUGAAUCUUCGUGGCCGAGCACUGGAGCAGCAGCGGCAAGGCCUGACGCGGAGGCUCCGGCGGUUUCACUGCUGUCGAACAACUGUGCCCAGUGCUGCUGAAGCUCAGGAGGAAUGCGCGGAGGAGUGGAUGGAGGAGGAGGAGGAGGAAGACGAAGAAGAAGAGGAAAAGGAAGGCGAGGAAGAAGAGGGGCAGCGCCAGCACGAGGAAGACCACGGAAGCAAUAACCAGCCGGCAUGUGACACUGAGGCUGGUUGCACCGAUACUGGCAUAGUUGAAGUGGAGUCUUCCGAAGCCGACGGAGAGGCAAGAGAUUUUGACGACCACAAGAGGUUGUGCCUUGAGAGGUCUUCCGAUGGAGAGACUGAAAAAGCCUCCGUUGCCGUCCACCAAGCAGAGCUUGCUGCACCAAUGGAGAGGGCCAAACGAUGCAGCAGAGAAGCAUCACGGCAUCUCUUCAGGAAGAUAAACGAGUGGACCAACAUGCUGAACCGGGAGAAGCUGGUCUGUCUCGAAAAGCUCCGACUUGCAAGUAAAGCAGGAGGCAGCCAAGCAAAACUCGCAGAGGUCGUGUGCGCGGUGGCUGCUGCCCUGUCUCCUCCUCGAACACUGGGACAAACAAGGUAUGGAGAUUACGUGUGA